UUUCUGGAUUUAAAUUCCAUUAAUUAUAUUUUUUUAAUUUAUUUCAUUCAAAAAAAAUUUUUAGCUUUUUUUAUAAAAUACAAGAGGUUUUUCUCUGCCGUCUCUUAUUUUUCAGUACUAUUUUCUUUUUCUCUAACCUUUUUUUUUCUUUAGAUUUUCUUUUUCAAAAAAAAAUUUAUUUUUUCUCGGAAAAAUGUUUAUUAAAUUAAAUAAACAAAUAAUUAAAACAACUUUUCGUCAUUUUCAAACAAAGUCGGCAUCAUCAACAGGAAUAAUUUCAAUUGGAAAAAAUAAUAUGGAAUGCUUUAAGAAUAAUUCUUUUGUUGUUGGAAAGGCUUUAAAUAAUUAUGUUUUUGAACAAAAAAGAUUUGUUGUGCAUGAUCCAUUAACCAAAAGGAUUGUUGAAGACCGUAUAAUGCUUGUUCUAAAUCUCUUUGAUAAAAUCGACAAUGAUAAGUUGACUUUGGAUUCUGAUUUUUUUAAAGAUCUUGGACUUGAUUCGCUCGACUUUGUUGAGGUAAUUAUAGCACUUGAGGAUGAAUUUGACUUUGAAAUUCCGGAUGGUGAUUCUGAUAGAAUGAAGACACCAAGGGAUAUUUACAAAUAUAUUUGUGAAAAAUACGAUAUUUAUUGA
This is a messenger RNA of Meloidogyne enterolobii, 634 nucleotides long. The record is from the annotation of a GenBank genome assembly. NCBI's taxonomy places the organism in Eukaryota, Metazoa, Nematoda, Chromadorea, Rhabditida, Meloidogynidae.